UUAAAUAAGAAGAAAAACAAUCGGGCUCGAUAUUUUGUGAUGGGUGUACCAUCUGAUUUUGCAGAAAUCAAAACAAUAUAUCAUAUCUUGAAUAUGAAAUACUAAAUAGGAUAGAAAAGUUUUGGGACCUGAAUAUUACAACAUAAGUAUCAUCUGGUCAUUGAGUCCAACAAUGUCUGGGAAUCCAGCUGUUGAGGAGCAGAGAGGUGAUCAGCAGAGCAGAGAUAUGGAUGCUGACAGCAGCAAAGAGAGUACUGACAUACAUGAGAAGGAUCCACAGGGUGCCCCCGAGACUGGGGAGGGUCCACUCCCUGAAGAGGAGAGCUGGACAGCUGUGGACCCCUCAAUGGUAGAGAAUCUGUCCAUAGGUCUGCUAGAAAUUUGUCUGCCAUCCUUGCAGAAAUCAAAGAGCUCAUUGGAUGAUCUGCUACAGAACCAGCAGUUCCUCACUGAGUCUGUGCAGCAGGAGAACUCAAAAUUUGCUGAUUGCAGAGAUAUUGAGGAGCUUAGUAAAACAAUGAACCAAGCCAGGAAAUAUCACACGAAAUUAAUCAACCUUAAAAAAGAGAUGAACUUGUUGUCAGACAAGGGUGUUAAACUAAAGCGACGAGCCCUGAAGAUUCAGCAGCAGAAACAAAAGGAAGACCUCCAGCGAGUCCAGCAGAGGAUGAGAGAGCAGGAGAGGGAAAAAAUGUUGGAGGCAAAGGUCGUCAAAAGGUCACAGUCGCCAACCUAGCACCAUCAUUCAAGCAGUAGAAUGUUUUUCAGCUAUUCAUGUCAUGGAUUAUAUCAUUAUUUACUAUAGUACUCAUUUAUUCAUUGCACAUGACACCACAUCUGAUUGUUGCAAUAAGAAAUAUUAUUGAUGAUUCUUUUUGGGAGUUUUUUGUGUAAUUGAAAUUGAGAAUUGUUUAGACAUACUAUAGUAGGAAAUACACGAUCUUGUCAAAUGUCAAGCAAAUAUCUUAAAAUAAAAUUUCAGGUUCAAAAAGUCUGUACACAAGAUAUAUGAAUAUUUAUGUUGCUGAGUUACUGGUUUUUUUGCAGUAAGUAUUUACUGGAUUCAAUGUUUGGUAAAAUAUUUUAUUCUGAUUUAAAAUACUAUAUAACUGUAUAAUUGUUGAUUUUAGCAACUGUAUGUCAAAUAUAUGUUUGAUAUUAUGCUUAAUAUUAUGCAUUUGAUACACUCUGAAGACAAUAAUUGUGACACAGUCAUCAAUUUCAUUUCUGAAAGGGAUGUAAGACACCCAGCAUUUGCGAGAAAAAUUAUAAUAUUUUUUAGGCUGUGGGGAAUUUUUAAAGAUUUUCCUAAUUCAUAUUAAAUUCACUUUAAAACU
Magallana angulata is the source of this 1337-nucleotide messenger RNA. RefSeq names its product biogenesis of lysosome-related organelles complex 1 subunit 6-like. Gene Ontology annotation, cellular component: BLOC-1 complex; cytoplasm; extrinsic component of membrane. The record is from RefSeq and is a predicted model, not a curated record. NCBI's taxonomy places the organism in Eukaryota, Metazoa, Mollusca, Bivalvia, Ostreida, Ostreidae. Gene Ontology annotation, molecular function: ATP binding; alanine-tRNA ligase activity. The coding region runs from base 173 to 736 and encodes 187 amino acids. Gene Ontology annotation, biological process: alanyl-tRNA aminoacylation; intracellular transport. The transcript is spliced from 6 exons.